UCUAUGAAAUUUUUGAAUUUCAACUGACCUAAUUCUUCGCCAAUCUUCUUCGCUGCACGACGUCGUCCACUUCUCUUCUUCUCCAGAAUCUCCCCUCUUCUCCAUUCUUCUCCACUUCUCUUCUCUUCUUCUCUUCUGAAUCUCUGAUCCACGCCCGCGACGCCCACUCGCCCAUUGCCCACGUGAAAGGUUCUCUCGCAGCGCAGCUACGUUCCAGUGGACAACUAGCCUAGUUCGUCUACCAUAUUUAUUUGCUGCAACAAUGAAGGUGCGGUCAUCAGUUAAGAAGAUGUGUGAGUUCUGUAAGACAGUGAAACGCCGUGGCCGUGUUUAUGUAAUAUGCACAUCUAAUCCUAAGCACAAGCAACGACAAGGCAUGUCAACAUUUGCAUAUGAAGGCCCUCCUCCUCCUACGUCUUCGGACACGAGUACCAGACCGGAGAUGUUGACUGGUCACAAUUUACGGGCUGGUCUGGCUUCUCUCAUUCCCAAAAAGCAGGAGCCAGUGACAAUGUACGGAUGGAGGGCAGGCCUUGCAUCCCUUCUGUUCAAAAGGUAAAUUAGCUUUCCUCCUAUUCGGAAGGGUGAGAAUGAAAUGGGACAAGGGUGAAGUUUGAUAAUCAACUAAUGGUACUGGUUUUAGCCUUGAUGAAUUUUGUCAUCCAUUGACCUUUCUGGUGUAUUCUGUUUCAUUAUGAGAGAAAAAGAAAAAGAAACAAGAGAAAGUAGUAACUUAAAUAAACAAGAUUUCCUGGGAGUAGAGAUGACAAAUGUUCUUCAAUUCUUGGGAGGUUCAUACUUUAUCAAAGUAAUGGAAUGAAAAAGCUUCUGUUUCA
Molecule: messenger RNA, 836 nt
Organism: Alnus glutinosa
Lineage: Eukaryota; Viridiplantae; Streptophyta; Magnoliopsida; Fagales; Betulaceae
Exons: 4
Coding region: 263-559 (98 amino acids)
Biological process (GO): translation
Cellular component (GO): ribosome
Molecular function (GO): structural constituent of ribosome
Source: RefSeq, a predicted model, not a curated record